Pangasianodon hypophthalmus (striped catfish) is the source of this 3216-nucleotide messenger RNA. Its product is annotated as mucin-2-like. The transcript is spliced from 12 exons. Lineage: Eukaryota; Metazoa; Chordata; Actinopteri; Siluriformes; Pangasiidae. The annotation marks the transcript as partial. The record is from RefSeq and is a predicted model, not a curated record.
AAAGCCUGCUGUCAUUAAGCCUAUUGCUGAGAGUGUUACAGGGAACGGAUUAUAAUUUGAUUUUAGAUGAUUAUGACUUUGAAGAAUAAAAUAAGGUUUGCGUUUUCUAGAAAUUAUGGCACCAGUUACACAACUCACCUCAAGAUAUUGUGUUUAUGGCUGGUGCUUUAUGGGUCUGGAGCCCAAAGUACACCACCAUACACAACAGAAACCACAGACCUGACUACUUUGACUGAAUUGGCAACACAGACUACAAUGUCCACUGAACCAAAAACAAGUGCACCUACAACUACUCGAGCUACAAGCACUACAACUGAUGAACCAACAACUAGAGAGGAAGCAACCACAACAACUGUACCAUUUACUACAGCAAUAGAUCAGACAGCUACCACUGUAUCAGGAACACAGUCUACAACAACAGAACAAACAACAGCAGAAAUACUUUUAUCAACAUUAACUACAUUUGCAAGCACUGCAACUGAAUUAAUGACAGCUACAGAGGAAACAACGACAGCUACAACCGAAUUAACAACUACUGUAAAAAAACUGACCUCUACCACUGAAUCCACAGCACAACCCAUAACCACAGCACCAAAAACAGCAGGAACAAUUGCAUAUACAACUACUCCAGGUCUAACCACUGAAAGUCAGGAACAAGCAAUUACAGGGGAAAUGACCACAACGACAAUAGCAAAGACAACUGAAUCUACAUCUACUCUAGCUCCAACCACUACAAAUGAAGAAUCAACAACUACAAUAGAGUCAACCACAGCUACGACUGCACCAUCAACUACAUCACAAAAACCAGAAUUGAGUACUAGCAUUGCAUCCACAACACAGCCAACAACAACCUCAGGACCAACAACAACAGAAACACCUGAAUCUACAUCUACUCUAGCUCCAACCACCACAAAUAAAGACUCAACAACUACAGUAGAGACAACCACAGCUACAACUGUACUAUCAACGACAUCAACAAAGUCAGAAUUGAGUACUAGCACUGUAUCAACAACACAGGCCACAACAACCACUAGACCAACAACCACAGAAACACCUGAAUCUACAUCUACUCUAGCGCCAACCACGAGAAAUGCGGAAUCAACAACCAAAAUGAUAACGACCAUAGUGACAAAUGUACCAUUAACUACAUCAACAACAACAGAAAUGACCACGAGCUCUAUAUCCACAAUACAGCUUACUAGAACCACAGGAACAACAGCAGAAACAACUGAGCCUACAUCUACUCUAGCUCCAACCACUACACAUGAGGAAUCAACAAAUACAGUAGAGUCAACCACAGCUACAACUGUACCACCAACUACAACACAAACACCUGAAUUGAUAACUAGUACCGUACACACAACAUAUCCAAUAACAACAUCAGGACCAACAACCACAGAAACACCUGAAUCUACAUCUACUCUAGCUCCAACCACAACAAAUGGAGAAUCAACAACUACAAUAAAGUCAACCACAGCUACAACUGUACCACCAACUACAACACAAACACCGGAAUUAAUAACUAGUACCGUACACACAACAUAUCCAAUAACAACAUCAGGACCAACAACCACAGAAACACCUGAAUUUACAUCUACUCUAGCUACAACCACUACAAAUAAAGACUCAACAACUACAGUAGAGACAACCACAGCUACAACUGUACCACCAACUAAAACACAAACACCUGAAUUGAUAACUAGUACCGUACACACAACAUAUCCAACAACUACAUCAGGACCAACAACCACAGAAACACCUGAAUCUACAUCUACUCUAGCUCCAACCACUACAAAUGAAGAAUCAACAACUACAAUAGAGUCAACCACAGCUACGACUGCACCAUCAACUACAUCACCAAAACCAGAAAUGAGUACUAGCAUUGCAUCCACAACACAGCCAACAACAACCUCAGGACCAACAACCACAGAAACACCUGAAUUUACAUCUACUCUAGCUCCAACCACUACAAAUAAAGACUCAACAACUACACCAACAACAACCUCAGGACCAACAACCACAGAAACACCUGAAUUUACAUCUACUCUAGCUCCAACCAGUACAAAUAAAGACUCAACAACUACAGUAGAGACAACCACAGCUACAACUGUACCACCAACUACAACACAAACACCUGAAUUGAUAACUAGUACCGUAUACACAACAUAUCCAACAACAACCUCAGGACCAACAACCACAGAAACACCUGAAUCUACAUCUACUCUAGCUUCAACCACUACAAAUAAAGACUCAACAACUACAGUAGAGACAACCACAGCUACAACUGUACCACCAACUACAACACAAAUACCUGAAUUGAUAACUAGUACCAUACACACAACAUAUCCAACAACAACCUCAGGACCAACAACCACAGAAACACCUGAAUCUACAUCUACUCUAGCUCGAACCACAACAAAUGGAGAAUCAACAACUACAAUAGAGUCAACCACAGCUACAACUGUACCAUCAACUACAACACAAACACCUGGAUUGAUAACUAGUACCUCAACCACAGCUACGACUGCACCAUCAACUACAUCACCAAAACCAGAAAUGAGUACUAGCAUUGCAUCCACAACACAGCCAACAACAACCUCAGGACCAACAACCACAGAAACACCUGAAUUUACAUCUACUCUAGCUCCAACCACCUCAGGACCAACAACCACAGAAACACCUGAAUCUACAUAUCCAACAACAACCUCAGGACCAACAACCACAGAAACACCUGAAUCUACAUCUACUCUAGCUCGAACCACAACAAAUGGAGAAUCAACAACUACAAUAGAGUCAACCACACCAACAACAACAUCAGGACCAACAACCACAGAAACACCUGAAUCUACAUCUAGUCUAGCUCCAACCACUACAAAUGGAGAAUUAACAACUACAAUAGAGUCAACCACACCAACAACAACAUCAGGACCAACAACCACAGAAACACCUGAAUCUACAUCUAGUCUAGCUCCAACCACUACAAAUGGAGAAUUAACAACUACAAUAGAGUCAACCACACCAACAACAACAUCAGGACCAACAACCACAGAAACACCUGAAUCUACAUCUAGUCUAGCUCCAACCACUACAAAUGGAGAAUUAACAACUACAAUAGAGUCAACCACACCAACAACAACAUCAGGACCAACAACCACAGAAACACCUGAAUCUACAUCUAGACCAACAACAUCAGGACCAACAACCACAGAAACACCU